Molecule: messenger RNA, 687 nt
Organism: Paramecium tetraurelia
Lineage: Eukaryota; Ciliophora; Oligohymenophorea; Peniculida; Parameciidae
Exons: 2
Source: RefSeq, a predicted model, not a curated record
AUGAAAUUGCUAAUAACAGUACUUUUGUGUUUGAGUGCUUACGCCUUUACAGAUUAAAUGAUGUCUUUAGAAGAACUGGCAAAAUUUGACAUCAAGAGUGUAGAUUGUGCUAAGAGUGAUCAAAUAUCUUUGGUUGAAAAACAAAUGCAAUAAUGGGAAGACUUAUUAAAACAUUAAAAAGCUAUUUCUCAUGAUAUCAAAAUAUUAAAAUCUAUGGAACAUCUAUUAUCAUCAAAGUCAAAUUCAUUUCUAGAAGUUCAAACCUAAGUUUCUGGAAAAAAAUUGAUGAAAAAAUUACACAAGUUGGAAUUGCCAUUAACAAAAAGCUAAAUUGGAUUAGUUUAAGUGCAAUUAUUAAAAGAUUAAUGCAAAGGCUUAGAUUCAGAAAAUCCUGAGGAAAGAGCUUAGGCAAAAAAGGAAUUGUGCAAACUGUUAAAAGAGUACGUUAAUAAUCUGAAUAACUGUAAAAAACAAUGCUCUAAUUCACCUGUGACAGUUAUCAAGAUUAAAGGUUAGAUUAAAGACUUGGAAAUCAUUAGGGAUAACUGUUCAAGUGGAAAAGUUAAUGGAGUCAAAGUUAUAACACUAGAUGGUGAAAAUCAAGAAUACAAUGUAGCAUCAGAUGGUACAGCUGAAAAACAAUGAUUAUUAAUAAAUAUUGAUAAAGUGAAAGAAUGUUAAGCUCCA